Messenger RNA from Sesamum indicum (sesame), 2089 nucleotides. Its product is annotated as DEAD-box ATP-dependent RNA helicase 51. Gene Ontology annotation, molecular function: nucleic acid binding; RNA helicase activity; ATP binding. The record is from RefSeq and is a predicted model, not a curated record. NCBI's taxonomy places the organism in Eukaryota, Viridiplantae, Streptophyta, Magnoliopsida, Lamiales, Pedaliaceae.
AGGCGGCCCAAAUCAGAGCUCUCCAAAACCUCCCCGCCGCAACUCUCUGCUGCAAGACCUCUCCACCAUAACUCUCUGCCUCCGCCGCCUCCGAGAUGGCCGUCAUUGAAGAUAACCCACAUCUUGAAUCCGGUGAGAAUGGGGCUAUGGAGUCCGCAAAGAAGAAGCGCAAGAGAAAGAGAGACAGGAAGAACACGAAGACGACACAACGACGUCAUGAAGAAGAGGAAGAAGAGAAAGGAGAAGAGUUGAAACGAGAAGAACACGAAGGAGAGGAAGAGGAAGAAGGGAAAGUCUCAAAUGUGGAGGAGAAAGUAGGGAGGAAGAAGAAGAAGAAGAAGAAGACAGCCGAAGAGGAGGGAAAAGAGGAAGAAGAAGAGCGAGAGGACGAGGAGAAGGUUGUCUUGAAGAAGGAGAUGAAGAGGGUUGAGUCUGGGAUUAUGAGCAGUGAAGCCUUUGCAGCGCUCCCGAUAUCCGAGCCCACUAUGAAUGCCAUCAAAGACAUGGGUUUUCAGUACAUGACGCAGAUCCAAGCUAGAGCGAUUCCACCACUUCUGGAAGGCAAAGAUGUUCUAGGAGCUGCAAGGACGGGGUCAGGAAAAACCCUUGCUUUUUUGAUACCUGCGGUGGAAUUGUUGUAUCACAUCCGUUUUACGCCUAGAAAUGGGACUGGUGUUAUCGUCAUUUGUCCAACAAGGGAGUUGGCCAUACAGACACAUGCUGUGGCAAAGGACCUUCUGAAGUAUCAUUCACAGACACUGGGACUAGUAAUUGGUGGUGCGGCACGAAGAGGAGAAGCUGAGCGAAUUGCCAAAGGCGUAAAUCUUUUAGUGGCAACCCCUGGUCGACUUCUUGACCAUCUUCAGAACACUAAGGGCUUCAUAUAUAAAAACCUAAAAUGCCUCAUGAUUGAUGAAGCUGAUAGGAUCUUGGAAGCUAAUUUUGAAGAAGAAAUGAAGCAAAUCAUUAAAAUCUUGCCUAAGGUGAGGCAAACUGCUCUUUUCUCUGCUACCCAAACCAAAAAGGUUGAAGAUCUUGCUCGCUUAUCAUUUCAGACAACUCCUGUCUAUAUUGAUGUGGAUGAUGGAAGAAAGAGGGUCACAAAUGAAGGACUGCAGCAAGGCUACUGCGUUGUACCUAGUGCCAAGAGAUUUGUUCUUCUCUAUUCCUUCUUGAAACGGAAUCUGUCAAAGAAAGUGAUGGUUUUCUUCUCAUCUUGCAAUUCUGUCAAAUUCCAUUCAGAACUUCUUAGAUACAUUCAGAUUGAUUGUCUCGAUAUCCACGGAAAGCAAAAGCAGCAGAAACGAACCUCUACCUUCUUUGAUUUCUGCAAAGCAGAGAAGGGUAUCUUGUUAUGUACAGAUGUAGCUGCACGUGGUCUUGAUAUUCCGGCAGUGGAUUGGAUUGUGCAAUAUGACCCCCCAGAUGAGCCUAAGGAAUAUAUUCAUAGAGUUGGUCGAACAGCCCGUGGGGAAGGUGCAAAAGGAAAUGCGCUGCUUUUCUUGAUUCCAGAAGAGUUACAGUUUCUAAAGUACCUUAAGGCUGCAAAAGUGCCCGUCAAAGAGUAUGAAUUUGAUCAGAAGAAGCUGGCAAAUGUUCAAUCUCACUUGGAAAAGUUGGUUUCCAACAACUAUUAUUUGAAUAAGUCCGCUAAAGAUGCUUACAGAUCUUACAUCCUAGCAUACAAUUCGCACUCUAUGAAGGACAUCUUCAAUGUUCACCGGCUUGACCUCCAGGCUGUGGCGGCUUCAUUCUGUUUUACUUCUCCUCCCAAAGUAAACCUAAACAUAGACAGCAAUGCGUCCAAGUUCAGGAAGAAAACACGGAAAAUUGAAGGAAGUCGGCAUGGGUUCAGUGAGAGUCACCCUUACGGGAGGAAAGGCGAAGACAACAUACAACAGUUUGUUAGAUAUUAGCACCCAUAAUGCUUGUAUCAUUGUACCCAGCAUCGCCAUGUACUUCUCUGGCAACGAUUUUGCAAUGAGUUAGUAUCAUUGAAAGCAAUUUCUUUCAGUUUACACCAAAACCCGGAGGAAGUAUACGAUUUGAAGAUUUUUCUUAAUACGAAUUUAGUUCUGGUACUGUGCAA